AUGUCGGUAUUUUACUACCCCAAGGUAGUGGAUUUGUCUGAGAUCAGAUACUUGAAGUACCAGGCGGCGUCUCUCCCGCUCGACCUCGUGGCGGACAUCGCGGCGCGCUCCGACCCGGUCACGCUCGUGCGCUGCGCCGCGACGUGCGGCGACCUGCGCGGCCGCGUCGCGGACCCGGGCUUCCGCCGGCGCCUCCGCCUCCGGCAAGCCGACCGCUUCGUCCCCUCCCUCCUGCGCGGCCACCUGAUCGGGGAUAAGAGCUACUCGAAGAGCGAGCCCAGCAAGGACGAGCGAAUGUACCUGGUGGACGCUACCGCGGCGGGCGACACCGUCGGAGUGCUCCGCGCCGAUGAGUGAUUCCCUCCAGGCCCGGAAGGCGAGCCCCUGACGCUUAGCAGUCCAAUGACUGCGCGCGACGGCUUCGUCCUCGUCUACAAGGCUCACGAG
Molecule: messenger RNA, 447 nt
Organism: Panicum hallii
Lineage: Eukaryota; Viridiplantae; Streptophyta; Magnoliopsida; Poales; Poaceae
Exons: 2
Coding region: 1-357 (118 amino acids)
Molecular function (GO): protein binding
Source: RefSeq, a predicted model, not a curated record